Messenger RNA from Danio aesculapii, 5194 nucleotides. RefSeq names its product SH3 and multiple ankyrin repeat domains 2a (gene shank2a). Gene Ontology annotation, cellular component: postsynaptic density; dendritic spine; postsynaptic membrane. Gene Ontology annotation, molecular function: ionotropic glutamate receptor binding; synaptic receptor adaptor activity. NCBI's taxonomy places the organism in Eukaryota, Metazoa, Chordata, Actinopteri, Cypriniformes, Danionidae. The coding region runs from base 4 to 4944 and encodes 1646 amino acids. The transcript has 20 exons. The record is from RefSeq and is a predicted model, not a curated record.
GAUAUGCCCCGCAGCCCCACGUCCAGCGAGGAUGAGAUGGCACAGAGUUUCUCGGAUUAUUCUCAGGACUCGAGCUCUGAAAGCUCCAGAGAAGAGGCUGUGUAUGAGCGAGUAAGAGCAGAACGACCCACCAGCCGCAUGAUGGACAUCCAGAGCAACACACUGAUGGUUCAAGUGUUCAUCCCAGACCUGCAGCAGACCAAGUGUCUGCGCUUCGACCCCUGUGCCUCUGUCUGGGCUGCGAAACAGAGGAUCCUGUGCACGCUCAGCCAGAACCUGAAGGAUGUGCUGAACUUCGGUCUCUUCCAGCCGUCCAGCAGCGGCGAUGGAGGAUUCCUGGAGGAGGAGAGUCUGAUGGGAGAUCUUCCAUUGCCGGACGGAGAGAGUCUACCCAUGCUGGAGUUUCGCUAUAAAACCAGGCUGUACAGUCAGUCCAGUGUGGACGAGAAGCAGAUCGCCAGACUGCACACUAAGGCCAACCUGAGGAGGUUCAUGGACUACAUCCAGCAUCAUCAGCUGGAGAAAGUGUCCAGAAUGCUGGAUAAAGGACUGGACCCCAAUUACCAGGACUCUGAGAGUGGAGAGGCUCCGCUGACGCUGGCGGUGCAGAUGGAGAGUAUGGUGGAGUUUAUUCAAGCGCUGAGGAACGGAGGAGCUCAUCUGGACUUCAGGGCUAAAGACGGCAUGACGGCUCUACAUAAAGCAGCCUGCGCUAAAAACCAGGACGCGCUCAAGACGCUGCUGGAUCUGGGUGCGUCUCCAAACUCUAAGGACAGUCGUGGUCUGACGGCUCUGUACCACACAGUGACGGCCGGUGGAGAAACACACUGCUGUGAGCUGCUGCUGGACGCCAACACUGCCCUCUGCUGCCAGGACGAGAACGGCUGGCAGGAGACACACCAGGCGUGUCGUCAUGGUCACGUCGAGCACCUAGAGCAUCUGCUGUGUUACGGAGCAGACAUGAGUGCGCAGAACGCUUCAGGAAACACACCCCUGCACAUCUGCGCGCUCUACAACCAGGAGAAGUGUGCUCAUGUGCUGCUGCUCAGAGGAGCUGAUAAAGACAUGAAGAACUUCAGCAGUCAGAGCCCCUUUCAGGUUGCUUUAAUCUCUGGGAAUUUCGAGUUGGCCGAGCUCAUCAAGAACCACAGAGACGCUGAACCAGUGGGUCUCUCAGCCACCCCGUCGGCCUCCCGUGCGCGCCGGCCCAUGCAGCGCAGCGGUGUGUGUGUGUCUCGGGCUCUGCUGCGAUCCAGCAGUGACAUCAAUGUCCCAGAGCGCACCGUGAGUCCAGAGCUGCAGCAGAUGCAGAGAGACGCCGGAGCGCGUGUGCGCAUGAUGAUGAUGACCAGCGGACGCAGCGGCAGGAUGAAGAACAACAGCAGAUCACUGUCGGUCAGCCUGGAGGACGAGCACAGCGGCAGUACCACGCUCAAAUGUCCUAACGGACGUGUGUGUGUGCCGAGCAGCAGGAGGAAGCUCUACAGCGCCACCUCUGGUCGCCAUGUGCUGCUGGUGCGCUCCUGUCUGCCACACGCUGGAGGAGGAGAAAACAGCAGCCUGCACCGCAACGGCCGGGUCAGAGAGAGCCGGACGGAGCGCAGCGACAGAAAGAAGCUCUUCAGACACUUCACUGUGGGCUCAUACGACAGCAUGGACAACUCCAGUGACUGCGCGACGGAGCAGAAGACUGUAGUUCUACAGAAGCAGGACAGCGAGGGGUUCGGCUUCGUGCUGCGAGGAGCAAAAGCGGACACACCCAUCGAGGAGUUCAUCCCCACUGCUGCAUUCCCGGCGCUGCAGUAUCUGGAGUCUGUGGAUGAGGGCGGUGUGGCCUGGCUGAUGGGGCUGCGCACCGGAGACUUCCUCACUGAGGUAAAUCAUCAGAGCGUGGUGAAGAUGGGUCAUCGGCAGGUGGUGAGCAUGAUUAAACAUGGAGGAAACCGACUGGUCAUUAAAGUGGUGAGAGUGAGCAGGAAUCUGGAGGACAAAGACGACAAAACACGGAAAAAAGCGCCACCUCCACCCAAAAGAGCACCGACCACAGCCCUGACCAUGAGGUCCAAAUCCAUGACCUGUGAACUAGAAGACCUGGAUAAAGCGGAAGAGGCCGUUCAGCCACAGAAGAUCAUGCAUGAAAAAUCCUCAGCAGACAAAACUGUCUCAAUCAAGCCCCGUCCCUCAAGCCGAUUUUUGGCGUCCAUGGAUUUUAAUGCGUCUGAAAGGCCAGGGGUCGCUGUAGUUCCUCCGAAUGUUCCUGGGAGAUCCCAUGGAGGUUACAUUCGUCUGCCAAAGAGCUCCAUGAGAAGACAGAAGUCCGUCGGAAUCGCAGGAGAAGAGAAGAAGUUCCUGAUACCUCCACUGCUCAAGUUCUCCAGAAGCCUCUCGAUGCCGGACACAUCUGAGGAUAUCCCUCCACCACCAGGCAUCUCUCCUCCGUCCCCACCGUACAAGCUCAGCACGUCUACAGCACAGGGAUACGAGCCCAACCAGUCCAUUUACACACAGAACACUACCGCCAGAUGCCACACCAUAGAAAGAGACCAAGUCGGGUACCAUCGGCAGAGCUUUGAGCCGUACGACUGUCAGACUCAUCCAGGCAGCCAUCAGAACAUCCUCAACAGGGCGCAUGUGCCGGAGAACCCAUACUCAGACAAACCCCUGUACGUCCCACCAAAACCAGCCCGAAGGAAGGGUAUUCUGGUCAAGCAGCCAAACGUUGAGGAUAGUCCCGAUAAAACUUGUUCAAUAUCAAUACCAACCAUUAUUGUUAAAGAGCCUUCAACUAGCAGUAGUGGCAAAAGCAGCAGAGGAAGCAGCAUGGAAAUCGAGACUACCGGACCCGAGCCGCCAGGACAACUUCGGCCGGAUGGGAGUGUUUCCAACCCUUUUGCAGCUGCUAUUGCUGGGGCAGUGCGUGACCGUGAGAAGCGUCUGGAGGCACGGAAAAACUCCCCUGCUUUUCUGUCAAUGGAUCUCGGAGAUGAGGAUCCAUUUAUCCCUACUCCCCGCCUACGCCAGUCUAUGUCCAUUGAUGAAGGCAUGUUUGCCAAUGAUAAGAAUUUAGAAAACAUUAUGGCUCCACCGGCCUCUUUAAUAGGGAGCUCGCAAAUCAGAAAUGAAGGGAACUUGACUGACUUUACUGUCCCAGAACCAAUGACUAAACCUCUGACAACACGCUCCAGGAAGUGUCCUGAUAUAGGUAGUCCCAUCGGCCUUGAUGAUGAUUUCCAACAACAGGUUUCAAGGAAGACUCAUGAUAUUUGUUCACCUUUAGCUCCGGGACAAGCAUCUGGUAAUAAAGCUCUGAAGGAGCAAGUGCAACCGCCUGUUCCUCCACCUAAGGGAGAAUCACAUAAAGCAAACCUCAACCAACCACUCUUUAUAGACACCAAGCUGCGGUCCAAUAUUGAAGCCAACUUUGUUGCUACCACAGCAGUGGGUCAACCAAAAGAUAGUGGGGGUUUCUUCAGACACACAAGAGAGUCUAGCCGGCAAACAGUAAAGGUCAGCAAUACAUCUGAGCAGCUGAAGAACGCUCAUAACACAUCACAGCAGAAGUCAGCAGGACUCCUCAUGGUGCAGUCACGGAUCAAGGCCAAGCCACAAGGGAACAGUCUCACUGAUGGAUUCCUGCAAGAAGAGUCCCUAGUUAUGGACGGAGAACCCAAUGAUUCCAGUGUCAAACUUACAAACUCCCCAAAAACUCCCAUGGAGGAGCCUGGCAAGUUUUCCUCUGGGAUUCCUCCUCCACUUCUGACCUCAGUGGAUAUCGAUGAGGAACUUGACGUUGCUGAACCCUUGCCUCCACCUCUGGAGUUUGCCAACAGCAUCGAUGUUCCCGAGGACCAGGUAGCAGUGAUUCUCAAGCAGAAAAAGAAUAAUGAAAUAAGGUCUGUGCAUCAUUCUCGUGCUUCAAAUUGCAUGACAACACACACCUACCCUCCACCACCUCCAGAGAUGUUUGAGCCUGUCACAGACUCAGGCAUCGAGGAAGCUGACAGCAGAAAUAGUGCUGGAGAUCCUCAUUUUGAGGCCAACAGCACAAUCUCCACAGUGUCCAGUAUCUCUACGCUCUCGUCAGAGGGAAUCGAGGAUGCGUGUAUAACCUAUGCAAAUGGGCAGAUUUUUUUGCUGGACCGACCACCUGUUCCUCCAAAGCCAAAAUCAAAGCCCAUAAUCAAUAAAAGCAAUGCAUUUUACAGGGACCCUUUGAAACAGGAGAGCAUUGAGUCUAUUGGAGAGCCUCCACCACUCCCACCUCCACCUCUCUGUGGUGUAGCACAAACUGAAGCUCAAAAAACGCUCGCAAGACACCCCCAGGAGCUCCCAAACCCGCUCCUACCCAAUGUAGAUCCUAAAGCCAAUGUGAUCAAUGAGCUCAGCUCCAAACUUCAGCACAUGAACAAGGACAGAUUUCCCAAACAAGGAGGAUCUCUCGACCCACCUGCAGCAUCCAGAAGCAUUGGAUCAAGAGAAUGGAUGGCUCAAGAUACCAAACGCAUCAACAAAGUGUCUUCCAGCCCCUUGCCCCCUCAGGCGUCUCCUCCUGCCGGAUCUGGACACUCUUCUCUGCCCGGCUCUGCUGCAUCUCCAACACUGACGGAUGUGUUCAGCCUGCCAUCUCCACCCAUGGGGAACGCAGAGCAGUGUUUCAGCAUCAGCUCCGUCAGCAGCCAGUCUCUGUCCCCACUCACACUCUUCCAGGCCGCGGCCGACAAGCCCUUCGCUGAUAAACCCAUCCCGCUCUGGAGCAAACACGACGUGGCUGACUGGCUGGACACCCUCAAUCUAGCCGAGCACAAGAAGGCCUUCCUGGAGAACGACAUUGAGGGCUCACACCUCCCUAACCUCCAAAAAGAAGACCUCGUAGACCUGGGGGUGACGCGCGUGGGCCACCGCAUGAACAUCGAGAAGGCUCUCAAACUGCUAAUGGACAGAUAAAGAAGAGAUUGUUCUACUUGUUUCUUGUACUGGGUUUGGACACUGCUCGAUCAGUCUGUUUCCUUUAUCAGUCUCUGCAUCUGCUGUCGGCAGGUUGUGCGAAGAUGUUCUCGGUUUAGUGGUCAGAACUGCACUCAGGAGCAAGUCUAUAAAGGCUGAUUUAUACUCAAGCAUGCCUUGGUGCACGUGGUGAAUGCGACGUCAUUGCAGUGUUGGUGGAAGUCCACUAUGGGUGCACAUGCCAUCAUUU